Messenger RNA from Umbelopsis ramanniana AG, 819 nucleotides. RefSeq lists its product as uncharacterized. Lineage: Eukaryota; Fungi; Mucoromycota; Umbelopsidomycetes; Umbelopsidales; Umbelopsidaceae. Gene Ontology annotation, biological process: Rho protein signal transduction. The transcript has 7 exons. The record is from RefSeq and is a predicted model, not a curated record. The coding region runs from base 56 to 640 and encodes 194 amino acids. Gene Ontology annotation, cellular component: cytoplasm; cytosol; membrane. Gene Ontology annotation, molecular function: protein binding; Rho GDP-dissociation inhibitor activity.
GCUCAACAUCCUCCCAACUCAACUGGUCCAUCUUGUUUACUUACAGCAUCGAAUCAUGACUGAUCAUCACGAAGAAGACGAACUCGCACCUACCCAAACUGCAGGCUACAAGGUUGGAGAGAAGAAGAGCCUUCAAGAAUACGAGACUUUGGACGCGAACGACGAGUCUCUCAAGAAGUGGAAGGCAUCUCUUGGUCUCGGACAGGCUGCUGCACCCACGGAUGAUCCUCGCAGAGUUGUAGUUCUCGGUAUUGCAUUGGAAGUUGCUGGACGUACUGAUGUCACUGUUGACUUAUCUACACCAAACGCCCUCGAACAGGCCAGAUCCCACCCCUUCACCAUCAAAGAAGGUGUUGAAUACCGCAUGAAGGUCAAGUUCAGAAUUCAACACGAUGUUGUUUCUGGUCUCAAGUACCUGCAGGUUGUCAAGAGAAAGGGUCUCCGAGUGGACAAGACCGAAGAGAUGAUUGGCAGCUAUGGCCCCAAUGCUGAACCAUACGAAAAGAAAUUCCAAACUGAAGAAGCUCCCUCUGGUAUGCUUGCUCGUGGUCACUAUGAAGCCAAGAGCAAAUUCGUUGACGACGACAACGUUACCCAUAUGGAGUGGAACUGGUCUUUCGAUAUUAAGAAGGACUGGUAAAUAAUACCAAACCUGCAGUACUUAUUCAAUAAAUCUUGUUAAACGCAUCUCAUCAUGACUACGACAGACUUCAUUACGAGGAAAACAAGUGUAUCGAUUUUUGUAUUUCAGAGAAAUUUACAUUAUAAAAAAAAGUCUAUUUUUUCUUUUUGGUUCCUUGUGGAGUCCAGCAGCUGAGG